AUGGGAGAUUGGCAAGACCGUGAAAAACCUGAUACGCUUGUUUUAUUUGAUGUAGAUGGUACAUUGACUCCCGCUCGUAGGGUUGUAACUGAGGAAAUGGUGGAAAUACUUAAAAAACUAAGAAAAAAAGUGGUUAUUGGUUUUGUUGGUGGUUCUGACCUUAGUAAACAGAAAGAACAACUUGGUGAAAGUGUUAUCGAAGAUUUUGAUUAUGCAUUUUCUGAAAAUGGUCUUACUGCAUAUAAAUUAGGAAAUCAAUUGGCUUCUCAAAGUUUUAUUGGAUGGAUCGGAGAAGAGAAAUAUAAAACGUUGGUUAAUUUUAUUCUUGGAUAUAUCGCUAAACUUGACAUUCCAAAGAAACGUGGAACUUUUGUUGAAUUUAGAAAUGGAAUGAUCAAUGUAUCACCAAUUGGACGUAACUGCAGUAUUGAAGAACGUAAUGACUUUGAAAAAUACGAUAAGAUUCAUCGUAUUCGUCCCAAAUUUGUUGACUGUUUAAAAGAAACCUUUUCCGAUUAUUCUCUAACAUUUUCAAUUGGGGGACAAAUAUCUUUUGAUGUAUUUCCAACAGGUUGGGAUAAAACUUAUUGUCUCAAACAUGUGGGAACAGAAGGAUUUAAAACAAUUCACUUUUUUGGAGAUAAAACUUAUAAAGGUGGUAAUGAUUAUGAAAUUUAUGUUCAUCCUUUAGUUACAGGACAUUCUGUUAAUAAUCCUAAUGACACAAUUAGAAUUUUAAAAGAGAUUUUUCAACUUGAAUAG
This is a messenger RNA of Diversispora eburnea, 762 nucleotides long. The record is from the annotation of a GenBank genome assembly. Lineage: Eukaryota; Fungi; Glomeromycota; Glomeromycetes; Diversisporales; Diversisporaceae.